AUGUACUCGGAAAAACCGCUCUUCACCAAGCUGAUAAUGAGCGGGUUGACCACCAUGUUAACUUUGGUGUCUGCCUGCUGUAAUGGCUUUGUUAUUGUAGUCGUUGCCAGAUUCAAAUCGUUACGAACAGUUCCAAACAUUCUCCUUUCCAACCACGCUCUGGUUGACUUGGCCAAUGCCAUCAUCUGUGUGCCUCUUUACACGAUGUACACCGUUUUAGAGGCCCGUUGGUUUCGAGGGAAGACUUUGGCAAUCAUGACAAGUUUCUUUGACCGAGUUUAUAUCGUUAUCAACCUUACCUCGCUGUUGGCGAUGAUCGUUAAUAUUUUCCUUGCCAUUUCCUAUGACAUGAAGUACAGCAUCUGGAAAAGCAACAGAAAAGCCUUACUGUGCGUUUUCCUGAUCUGGUUGAUCGGCGUGGUGUUUGUGAUUGUCGUCUCCAUUCCCCUUCUUAACAUAGAUCUCGGAAACGCUCAUGUCACUGAAUACAGAGCGGUAAUUUACGAGCAAGGAAAAUAUUUUGUGGCAUCGUUCAUGGCAUUCUUCAUCAUUUCUGUUGCAAUUCUUGGCUUCCUGACGACUCGCGCAAUAAAAUCGCGACGGAAAAAGCGGGCCGAGAUGAACUUAAGCCCUCUGCAAGCCGAAGUUCGUUUAAAACGCGACAUUCGAGCUUGCAAAACCAUCGCCAUAAUAAUCGCUACCAACUUCUUUGCCCAUGUUCCCGCAAUAUUAUUUGCAGUGGUGGAUUUAGAAAAUCGUUCAUCGGCCCAAUCCUGGCUUGCAUUCUUUGCAGUCUACAUUUUUUACCUCAGUAGUGCAUUGAACCCGAUUAUUUACUGCGUACGAAAUAGUCGAUUGCAAUCCGCUCUCAGGCAGUUUCUAAAAGAUCCCCUUGGAUCUCGCGACUUUAGGGAGAAUGCUGUUGUCACGAUCAACGCAAGAACCAUGAGUAAUGAUGACCGCAUAGUAGGAACAAGGGACAACAGAGUGGAGCACGCAUGCGCAAGCGAACUUGAUCCGCUUGGGGGCCAAACAAGGCGGAACAAUUCAAAUGAUCAGAAAGACGAAGAGAUCAUCCUUUCCAUAAACAGGAUACCGAUAGAGGCCUGGCCUCAAAUAAAUGGCAACAACACGGAACACAGGGGAUCUAGAAUGCCACGCCCAGAG
Messenger RNA from Pocillopora damicornis (cauliflower coral), 1167 nucleotides. RefSeq lists its product as uncharacterized. The record is from RefSeq and is a predicted model, not a curated record. Gene Ontology annotation, cellular component: plasma membrane. NCBI's taxonomy places the organism in Eukaryota, Metazoa, Cnidaria, Anthozoa, Scleractinia, Pocilloporidae. Gene Ontology annotation, biological process: G protein-coupled receptor signaling pathway. Gene Ontology annotation, molecular function: G protein-coupled receptor activity.